Molecule: messenger RNA, 2565 nt
Organism: Myotis myotis
Lineage: Eukaryota; Metazoa; Chordata; Mammalia; Chiroptera; Vespertilionidae
Gene: BPIFC
Product: BPI fold containing family C
Exons: 15
Coding region: 701-2086 (461 amino acids)
Molecular function (GO): lipid binding
Source: RefSeq, a predicted model, not a curated record
AUCUCAGAGAAUUCAUUAUAGGAUAGAGGGAAGAAGAUUUGUAGUAAAAGUAAUAACUUACAGUUUCAGAAAGGGUUUGAUUCCGAAAGAAACAGAGUUUUCUAAAAUUGUGUGUGUAAAAUUUAAUGGGAAUGAUGAUCAUGCAUUUUUCUUGAGGGAGGCUCUGUACACAUAUUAGAGGCACAAAGGCGUCUGCAAAACUAAGAACAGGCAGAGGAAAGUGUUGGGCUGAGAUUUUCUUCGAGCUAAAUUGGGAUAAGGACAGAUUAUGUAGAAGAAAGGAACUGCAAAAUCAAAGUCUAUGGGCCUAUUCUCACCUGUGAAUGUUGGUCUAAGAUUAGCUAAAUGAGGUUGAUAUUCACUAAUGUCCCAUGUUACAGAUGAAGGAAGUUCGGGAUAAAGAGAUUUUAUAACUUGCAGGGUCACACAGGCUAGUAAGUGGCAGUGUUGGGAUUCCGCCAAAGCUCUCUGAUAGUGCCUUCGGUUCCAUCUUUCCAUCCUUACAUUCGAUCUUUACAUCCUGUAUUGCAAUAUUAUUCACGGUAUUAUAGAGGACAAACUCUUUCCUACUUCCUGUCCAACAAGGAUAGAGUAAGUAGAAAUGAGCUAAAGCUGCAAAGUAAGGAAUAAAGGCACAGCUUCCUCCUUGACAAGGUGAAGAUGAAAAGAUCACUCUUCAUAGCUGUGCGUUCAAGCUGGGAUGGAGAUGAUUGAGCAAAUGGCCAAAGAAAGAAGCAUUCCAGAUUUAAAAGGUUCUGAAUCUCUUGAGUUUCUGAAGGUUGAUUAUGUGAACUACAAUUUCUCAAACAUAAAAAUCAAUGCCUUUUCAUUUCCCAACACAUCAUUAGCCUUUGUGCCGGGGGUGGGAAUCAAGGCCCUGACCAACCACGGCACGGCCAACAUCAGCACAAACUGGGAAGUCAAGUCGCCACUUUUCCAAGACUCAGGAGGAGCUGAUCUGUUUCUCUCUGGGGUCUACUUCGCGGGUAUCCUUACCCUGACCCGAAAUGACUUAGGUCAACCAAACCUGGAGCUCCAAGACUGCCACGCCCAAGUGAGCCACGCCCACGUCUCAUUUUCUGGAGAACUCAGUGUCCUGUAUAACUCCUUUGCUGAGCCCAUGGAGAAACCCAUUUUAAAGAACUUAAAUGAAAUGCUCUGUCCCAUUAUCACGGGAGAGGUGGAAGCACUGAAUGCCAAUCUCAGCAUGCUGGAGGUUUUAACCAAGAUUGACAACUAUACCCUGCUGGAUUAUUCGCUAAUGAGUUCCCCAGAAAUUACUGAGAACUACAUCGACCUGAAUUUGAAGGGCGCAUUCUACCCACUGGAAAACCUCGCCGACCCCCCCUUCUCCCCAGUGCCUUUUGAGCUCCCAGAACGCAGCGACUCUAUGCUCUACAUUGGAAUCUCCGAAUAUUUCUUUAAAUCUGCUUCCUUCGCUCAUUUCGCAGCUGGGGCUUUCAAUGUCACUCUCUCCACAAAAGAGAUUUCCAGCCAUUUGGUUCGAAACUCUCAAGGCGUUGGCAACAUUCUCUCCCGGAUUGCGGAGAUCUACAUCUUGUCCCAGCCCUUCAUGGUUCGGAUCAUGGCCACGGAGCCUCCCGUGAUCAGUUUACUACCAGGGAACUUCACCCUGGACAUCCCUGCUUCCAUCAUAUUACUCACCCAGUCUGAGAACUCCACUGCCGAGACCAUCGUUUCCAUGGACUUUGUCGCUAGCACCAGUGUCGGCCUGGUUAUUCUGGGACAAAGGCUGAUCUGCUCCCUGUCUCUGAACAGGUUCCGCCUCUCUUUGCCAGAGUCCAAUCGCAACAAUAUCGAGGUCUUGAGGUUUGAAAAUAUUUUGUCCUCCAUUCUCCACUUUGGCGUCCUCCCACUGGCCAACGCAAAAUUGCAGCAAGGAUUUCCUCUGCCCAGCCCACACAAAAUCUCAUUCGUCAAUUCAGACAUUGAAGUCCUUGAGCAUUUCCUUUUGAUUUCCACCGACCUGAAGUAUGAAACGCCCUUAAAACGGCAACCAAGUUUCUACGGUUGGGAAGGUCUGAAUCUCAUAAAUGGACAGUGGAUGGACAAAUCAGUGCCCUGAUUGCUGGUUUGGAGUCCACUCCAGGAAGUCACCGGCCCUUAAUCCCACCGACUGUCAACUGAGAAGGAGAAAACAGUGCACGCUGGAGUCUUAAAGUUCCUGUGGAGUGCCUAGGUUGAAAAUUUUCCUUCUCGAGCCCUCUGCGACAGAGGGAGCAAACUGGGUUAAAGAGUUAAGCCAGGAUGUGUGUGUCUCUGUGCAUGUGUAGGGAGGAUCAUUUGAAUGUGUGUUCAUGUUUCAAUGCAUGGUGUGUGUUUCUGUGUUUAUAAGAUUCUGUGAACAAGAGCUAGGCCUGUGCUUCUGAAGAGGUCUGUGAGAAACGUGUAAGGACAAGAUUUGAAUUGGUGGUGUCAGUGGAGAUCCCUUCAGCCCUUUCAGCUCUCGAGGGUUCUCCCCCUUCCUGUAUGUUGGAUUUUGUGUUUUAUAUUUACUGCUACUGUCCCCUGUAUUUAAUUAAAAUUGUUUUCUAUCGAUGUCAA